ACAUACAUACACCCAUCUCUCUCUCUCUCUCUCUCUUUACAUAUAUUAUAUAGCUAGCUAGCCACCGUUUCUUAAAAAAUCCAUCGAUAUCUGUUGUGGAAAAAUCAAUAAAGAAGCUAAGCAUGGGUAUGAAGAGAUAUGUGGUGGAGGUUGAAAAAGCGAAAGAAGGCGGCAAGGGUGAUAGUCGUCCAUCUGUUGGUCCUGUUUACCGGAAUGUGCUAGCAAAAGAUGGAUUUCGACCACUUAGCAAUGACGUCCAUAGUUGUUGGGAUGUUUUCUGUUCAUCAGUGGAGAAAUAUCCUAAUAAUCCAAUGCUUGGACAGCGCCAGAUUAUUGAUGGCAAGGCCGCCGGUGAAUACGUAUGGUUAACUUACAAGCAAGUCUAUGACACAGUAUUGAAGCUUGGAGAUUCCAUCUGCACUCGAGGAGGAAUUAACAAAGGGGCAAGAUGUGGAAUAUAUGGGACGAAUUGCACAAAAUGGGUAGUAAGCAUGCAGGCCUGCAAUGCUCACAGUCUUCAUUGUGUCCCUUUAUAUGACACUCUAGGUGCUGGUGCAGUGAAAUACAUUAUAUGUCAUGCAGAGAUCUCAAUUAUAUUUGCAGAAGAGACUAAAAUUUCUGAGGUAUUAAAAACAUUACCCGAUACUUCAAAGUACUUGAAAACUCUUGUGAGCUUUAGCACAAUCACAAAUGAGCAGAAGCAAAUGGCUGAAACAUGUGGCUUGGAACUUUAUUCUUGGGAAACUUUUCUGCAUCUGGGAAGUAGUAAAGACCAAUAUGAGCUGCCAUCAAAGAUGAGGAGUGAUAUCUGUACAAUCAUGUACACAAGUGGAACCACUGGGGAACCAAAGGGCGUUAUGAUAACCAAUGAAAGCAUUCUUUCCAUUUUGUCUGGAGUACAUCACCACCUAGAGAGCAUGAGUGAAGAGUUUCGUGCGAGCGAUGUAUAUUUCUCCUAUCUACCUCUCGCCCAUAUAUUCGAUCGAGUCAUUGAAGAAUUAUUCAUUUCCACCGGCGCCUCAAUUGGUUUUUGGCGUGGGGACGUCAAGCUAUUGAUUGAUGAUCUCAAGGAGCUAAAGCCAACUGUCUUCUGUUCUGUUCCCCGUGUUCUAGACAGAAUCUAUUCAGGUUUGGUAGAGAAGAUCUCUUCUAGCGGCUUCCUCAAGCAAACCUUGUUCAACGUUGCCUACUCAUACAAACUGCGUAACAUGAGUAGAGGGUACAAGCAUGAAGAGGCAGCACCUAGGUUUGACAAGAUUAUUUUUAACAAGGUGAAAGAAGGUCUAGGAGGAAAGUUGCGUCUUAUUCUAUCUGGAGCCGCACCUCUUUCCGCUAGUGUGGAAACCUUUUUACGAGUGGUGACAUGUGCUCAUGUUCUUCAAGGAUAUGGUUUAACAGAAAGCUGUGCGGGGUCAUUUGUUGCACAACCAAAUGAAUUAUCCAUGAUCGGUACAGUGGGCCCGCCAUUGCCGAACGUGGAUGUAUGUUUGAUGUCAGUCCCGGAAAUGGGAUAUGAUGCCUUGGCAGCCACUGCGCCAAGAGGAGAGGUAUUGUUACGUGGAAGCUCAUUGUUCUCUGGAUAUUACAAGCGCCAAGACCUCACCAAAGAAGUGCUUGUAGAUGGAUGGUUCCACACAGGUGAUAUUGGUGAGUGGCAACCGGAUGGAAGCAUGAAAAUUAUUGAUAGAAAGAAGAACAUUUUUAAACUUUCACAAGGAGAGUACGUCUCUGUUGAGAAUUUGGAAAGCAUAUUCUCUCUUGUUCCUAUCGUAGAUGCGAUAUGGAUAUACGGCAACAGCUUCGAGUCCUUCCUUGUUGCAGUUGUCAACCCAAACAAAGAAUUGCUUGAAAGUUGGGCAGCAGAAAACGGAGUGCCAGGGGACUUUGAUACCAUUUGUGAAAAUUCUAAGACAAAUGCAUAUAUCCUUGGAGAGCUAACAAGUAUCGCUAAAGAGAAAAAGUUAAAAGGUUUUGAAUUGGUUAAAGCGGUUCAUCUGGAUCCCCUACCGUUUGACAUGGACCGCGAUCUGCUCACACCAACAUUCAAGAAAAAGAGAAGCCAGUUUCUUAAAUACUACCAGAAUGUGGUUGAUGGUAUGUAUAAAAGCAGGAGAUGAUUCCAUUCCUUAAAAGCCCGGAUUGAUGACAAGAUUAUCAUUAUGAUAAGGAUUUAUUUGUAUUGUAUUGUACUUGAAACUUCAAAGUAGUAUGCUAGCUCUAGUCUUCAAUGUGUGUGUGUGUAGUACUGCAUGGUAUUGUUAUGGAUAAAAUGUACCGGUUUGUCUACAUCUUUAUUUAUUUUAUCUGAAAAAAAUCUUGCUCAUAGAGAAUUAAUUAAAA
Helianthus annuus (common sunflower) is the source of this 2340-nucleotide messenger RNA. RefSeq names its product long chain acyl-CoA synthetase 4. Gene Ontology annotation, biological process: fatty acid metabolic process. Gene Ontology annotation, cellular component: membrane; endoplasmic reticulum. NCBI's taxonomy places the organism in Eukaryota, Viridiplantae, Streptophyta, Magnoliopsida, Asterales, Asteraceae. The coding region runs from base 123 to 2117 and encodes 664 amino acids. The record is from RefSeq and is a predicted model, not a curated record. The transcript has 19 exons. Gene Ontology annotation, molecular function: long-chain fatty acid-CoA ligase activity.